AGUUAUUGCACUUCAUAAUUAGAGUUUCUCGCUCCAAAUCUUCGACAGAGAGAAAGAAGAUGUGGAUUUUCGGAAGGAGAGGGCCGUCAGGUUUUUCAGCCUGCUCUACUGCACAGGAUGUUACUCAAGGAAUUGAUGGCUCUUCCCUCUCCGCUAUUGUUACUGGAGCAUCAAGUGGCAUUGGACAAGAAACCGCUAGAGUCCUGGCAUUACGUGGUGUUGAUGUAGUUAUGGCAGUGCGUAAUGUGGAGAGCGGUAAAAAGGUCAAAGAAACAAUACUUAAAGAGUCCCCUAAAGCUAAGGUUGAGGUUAUGGAGCUCGAUCUUUCCUCUUUGGCAUCUGUUAGGAAAUUUGCAUCAGAAUAUAACUCUUUGGGGCUUCCCUUAAACAUUCUCAUUAACAAUGCAGGGGUUAUGGCUACACCCUUCAUGCUUUCACAAGACAAUAUUGAAAUGCAAUUUGCAACUAACCAUCUAGGUCAUUUUCUGUUAACAAAUCUUCUACUGGAAAAUAUGAAAAAGACUGCAAAUGAAAGUGGGAAAGAAGGAAGAAUUGUCAUUGUUUCAUCAGAGGCCCAUCGGUAUACGUAUCGUGAAGGCAUCCGCUUUGAUAAGAUUAAUGAUAGUUCAAGUUACAAUAGCAUAUUGGCAUAUGGACAGUCCAAGCUGGCUAAUGUAUUGCACGCUAAUGAACUUACGAGGCUGUUUCAGGAAGAAGGGGUUAAAAUAACUGCUAAUUCACUACAUCCAGGAGCAAUCGCUACCAACCUUCUGCGGCAUCAUGGCCUCAUCGAGGGCAUAGUUAACUGGGUUGGUAAGUACUUCAUCAAAAACAUUCCUCAGGGAGCAGCCACGACGUGCUAUGUAGCUUUGCAUCCAGAGGUUGAAGGAGUGAGCGGUAAGUACUUUAUGGACAGCAACGUUGGCCAACCGUCAAAACUGUCUUCUGACAUUCAGCUGGCUAAGAAAUUGUGGGACUUCAGCUUGAAAAUGGCGAACUCUUAGAUAGUUUGAGACAAGCUCAUUUCAGAUAUUAAGAAGACUCACACAUGAUUAAAUUGUGUCAAAUAUUUGUACAUCAUCAAGAUAGUUGUGUGUUUAUGGACCAUGUGAAUUUUACUGCAAGUUCGGCAGGUUACUCUGAUGCAUUCAAAUCUUUCGUAUGUGGGAGAUUUAAUCAGAGAUAUAUGUAUGUUUUCACAUUUUUUUAAGGUUUUAUGAUGAGGAGUGAGUGCAACUAAUAUUUAGUCCCACUUUUGGUA
Molecule: messenger RNA, 1261 nt
Organism: Salvia hispanica
Lineage: Eukaryota; Viridiplantae; Streptophyta; Magnoliopsida; Lamiales; Lamiaceae
Product: short-chain dehydrogenase TIC 32, chloroplastic-like
Source: RefSeq, a predicted model, not a curated record